AUUUGCUCGCAACAAUGGGCGAUUCGAAACAUCCGCUUUCCUCAGCCCGUCAACGUUGGCGAAAGGAGCGAAAUGUCGUCUGAACUGAUUCAGGUUCCGUUCAACUUCACGGAGGACAUCCGCACGAUGCCUCGCGGUCCGUCCUUAGACCGUUACUUCACCACUCGCAUGACAUACGCCAGUGAGGCGCCGCAGUACCGCACCAGCCUGGAACUGAGACCCAAGUUUGUGGCCACAGACUUCUGCACCACUCUGGUCCUGGACGCGGAGCUCAUGGAACCCACGGCUUACCUAGAGGAAAUGAGGAUCGCUCCUCGAACUGUCCCCGUCCGCCAUGGAGAGACCGUGUUCUCCUUCGCCAAGGAAGCCAGCACGGUGUACAAGAGCACCGUCGUCUACGACACCAGGGCGGCGGACUACUGGUACACGAGCGGAGUUGACUUCAUUCCGGUCGGAUUGGCUCACUGCGGCUCGGAAGGAAGCGAUGAUGGCUCUGGCUCUAGCCUCACCGGCAGUGAGGAAUCGCCAGUCCUCGACGAAGGAGACGGGGCAGCCGAUUACGGCGAAGACGACUCACCUUCGACUAGGAUGUGAUAUGGAGGAGAUCAUUGCUUUAUGAUUGCCUUUUGUUGCUUCGCUGGUGCAGUAUUUCAGGGCGGCAGAAAUUUGCACAACUCAGCCUCUCGUCUUCUUGCUGACCCUUUCUCCGCAAUGGGACCCCUUGAAAGUUUUGCCGCUUUUAGAAUUAUUUUUUUUUCUAAGGUAGAAAGGAGCACAUACGUGCCUUUCCAUCGUCUCAUGUACAGUCGGCAGCAAAAGGUUUGCGGGCCACUGGAGCGCCAGUCGAAAUGACUGGCUGCUACUCUCAUGACUUGCGUUUUGCUCAUGCGCUUCCUAUCGUGUUCGCAGACUUUUUUUUUUUUUUUUUCGCUCGCUCCGCUGUUUUUGUUUGAUGCGCAUGAGCUAACAGGGACUGGCGCUUAAGUUGUCUUGUGCGCGUCGGACGGAAGCGAGUAAAAAAGACACGACUGCGAACACCAGCGCAUUCUCGAACCGCGAGUCUUGAGAGCGGCUGCACGCCGUCAGAAGGCGCCGCCAGUCAUUUCAGCUGCCGCUCUCGUGCCCCGCGAACUUUUGCUGCCGACAGCUUUCUUGGUGAAGAGCGCAGUGGAUAAGAAAAUGGUCAAAUGCGCUGUAAUACGGCAACAGUGCCGGAGAGCUGAUAUAACAUAAAUAAUUGGCAGGGCUGGUGAGACAGCGAGAACAAAUGUAAUAAGACAUCGGGAACAAUGUAUUCUUUUGUUCCUAACUUUGGCCUUUUUUAUAGUCUGGCUUGGUUUGCAUAUUUUUAACCUCGAGUUCAUUUAUGUCAGGCGACACAUACCUGUUUUCCGAGCCGUCAAGUCUUCCCCACACUCGGAGGCAAUGCCUUCUCGUUGUUUCGGCUGGGCGUGUUUCAACUUGGUUUUCAUCCUAAUAUAUGAACUCGCUGAUUCCAUUUUACGUUGAGUGAUAUUAUACAAUGAAAAUAAAGCGCGAAAAUAUAGAUGGAACAAAUGAGCCUAUAUGUUCAAGUUCAUAUUAGGUCCCUUACCAGCGAUAAGACCAUGUGCCAUACUGAGACAUCUGCGACAUUUAGACUACAUAUACCUGCAUUUGUUGUACUUUCUUUACAGCUUUGCAAAAAAUCUACGCGCCGCAACACGCGAUGAGCACUCACUGGUGAGCAUGUUAAAACUAUGCAAAACGAAAUGCUUUUUUUUAAAUUUAUUUACGGAGGGCCAAGGCAGUUUGUGCUGUACCACUUUUUCGAGAUCCUUAAUUGCACAACGUUUUGGGUUGUUAAGUUUGAUUUGCAUUCCACCUUAACCGAAUAACAAAGUUGUUACGUUAAGCACUGUUUAUAUUGUUUUUAUUGUUACGUUGAUGGCUAAUAAACAGUUUGUAAAAAUGUA
This is a messenger RNA of Ixodes scapularis (black-legged tick), 1955 nucleotides long. RefSeq lists its product as uncharacterized. The transcript is spliced from 2 exons. NCBI's taxonomy places the organism in Eukaryota, Metazoa, Arthropoda, Arachnida, Ixodida, Ixodidae. Gene Ontology annotation, molecular function: filamin binding. Gene Ontology annotation, biological process: actin filament bundle organization; regulation of chondrocyte development. Gene Ontology annotation, cellular component: actin filament bundle. The coding region runs from base 73 to 594 and encodes 173 amino acids. The record is from RefSeq and is a predicted model, not a curated record.